Wyeomyia smithii (pitcher-plant mosquito) is the source of this 3849-nucleotide messenger RNA. RefSeq lists its product as uncharacterized. Gene Ontology annotation, biological process: DNA integration. Gene Ontology annotation, molecular function: nucleic acid binding. The record is from RefSeq and is a predicted model, not a curated record. Lineage: Eukaryota; Metazoa; Arthropoda; Insecta; Diptera; Culicidae. Bases 135 to 3098 code for a protein of 987 amino acids. The transcript has 2 exons.
AGAACUUUUCCACGAUAAAAUGGGUAGAACUAAAACAAGAUACAGCAAAUACCCUUGAAGCUUCCUCGCGUGAGUGUUUGUAAACAGCAUCGAGCAAUGCUUUUAAAAUUUCUGGAUGCUCAGUUAAGAAUGGCAUGUGUUCUUUUGCGUGUGGUCGUGUUGGGCAUCUUCGAAAAAAUUGCCGUUUUCAGGAAUAUACGUGCAAAAAGUGUCAUCGUAAAGGACAUUUGCAAGCUGCGUGCGAGCUACAAAGGAAUUUUUUUGUGAGUGCCGAACUUGGAGUAGUUAACCGAGCGACGAACUAUGACAACGCAGAUGAGGGUCAAAUCGAUCUGCAGCAGAACCACAUAAGUAAGUGUGAACCUAUCAAAUUGCAUUGCUUAUCAAUAGUCGAGAACCGAAAGGAUUGGUUGAAGAUAGAGGUUAAGGUACAAGGUAAACAAAUGUUGAUGGAAUUGGACACCGGUGCCGGAGUGUGUGUCAUUUCAACAAGCUUUUAUAGGGCAAAAUUCAGUCAGUGGCGACUUGAAAAGUCUGACUUGCAGCUGCAGUUGUACUCGGGACACAAAAUGCGAGUAGCGGGCACGAUAACACCAAUAGUGGAAUAUAACGGCAAAGUGAGAAAAAUUUUGUUCGCGGUUGUCGAAGAAGAAGGACCACCGUUGUUGGGAAAAAAUUUCAUGAAGGCGUUUGGGUUACGGUUAGCAAUGGUUAAUAACAUAGCAACUGGUUUCGAAAUUCAAUUAGCGACAUUACUGAAGAAAUUUGAAAGUUUGUUUACGUCGACUCUGGGACGCUACCAGUAUGAAACUGUGAAAUUGGAACUACUGGAUGGAGCUGAACCUACUUUUAGGAAGCCAAGGCAAGUUCCGUAUAAGUUUCAACAACAGGUCGCUUUGGAAUUGAACAAAAUGGAAGAACUUGGGAUCAUUACCCGAGUUGACAGCAGUCGUUGGGGCACACCUUUAGUACCAGUCGUGAAAUCAGAUGGAAGUAUAAGACUUUGUGGCGAUUAUAAAGUCACUCUCAAUCGUUAUUUGAAAGACGUCAAGCACCCGUUACCGACUGCAGAAGAAAUUUUUGCUAAACUCAAUGGUGGAACUCGAUUUUCUAAAUUGGACCUAUCGAAAGCGUACAACCAGUUCGAGUUGGAUGAUCGGUCUAAAGAGCUGUGUGCAAUUUCAACUAACCAAGGUGUUUAUCAGAUGAAUCGUUUACCCUUCGGUGUGAAACCUGCAUCUGGUAUUGUCCAAAGAGAAAUUGAAAAAUUAUUUUGCGGUAUGGAAGGUGUAUCGAAUUUUUUAGAUGAUGUCAUCGUUGCUGGUUCUGAUGAUGUGGAACAUAUUCAGCGCUUGGAGCAGGUUUUUCAUAUCCUUGAAAAAGCGGGUUUGAAGUUGAAUAAGUCGAAAUGUGAAUUUUUUAAGACCAGUGUGACCUUCAUCGGUUAUGUUAUUACAAAGGACGGUCUUAAGAAGACGGAUGAGCGGAUAAGAGCUAUCAGGGAUGCUCCCGAACCAAAAACGCUAACAGAUGUGAGAGCAUUUGCGGGACUGGUUAACUAUUAUGCUAAAUUUGUUGCCGGGUUCGCUGAUAUCAUGAGCCCACUGUACAAUUUUUUACGUAAAAAUGUAAAAUUUGAAUGGACGGAUAAAUGCAGUAGUGCAUUUCAGCGUGUUAAAGAUGAAAUUUGCAAAGACAUUACGUUGGCGCAUUUUAAUCCAGAUGCUGAACUGAUCCUCACGUGUGAUGCUUCCAAUGUAGGUGUUUCCGCAGUGUUGAGUCAAAUAGAAAGUGGAGUUGAACGACCAGUUGCAUUUGCGUCCAGAACACUUCACCCAGCUGAAGUUAAUUACAGUGUGAUCGACCGGGAAGCGUUGGCAGUCGUAUACGGUGUUAACAAAUUUUUUUUGCACCUGGUGGGCAACAUAUUUAUGAUUCAAACGGAUCAUAAACCGCUAUUGUCUCUUUUCAAUCCAAAUAAAGGAAUUCCAGCAAUUGCAGCAAGUCGAAUGCGAAGAUGGGCAAAUUUUUUGUCUGGUUUCAAUUACAACAUUGGAUACGUUAAGUCGCAGUUGAAUGUUGCAGAUUAUCCUUCUCGUUUUCCAGUGGAAUCAUGGAAAAUUUGGAAAGAAGAGGAUUCGUACCUCAAUUUCAUUAACACAGGCGAAUGCGGUUUUAUAUCGUUGAACAAGUUAGCGCAAGAAACGGAAGAGGACCCACAUCUCACGAAAGUAUUGAAGUUUUUAACUGGUAAGAAAGUCCAGCUAACACGAAGUGAUCCGUAUGCUAAAUAUAUCAAUGAAUUAUCAGUAGAGCGUAACAUCAUUAUGCGUGGACACAGAGUAGUAGUACCUAUGACGUUAAGACAGGAGGUUUUGGCGAAAUUACAUCGCUCUCACCUAGGUGUUGUAAAAAGUAAAAGCAUUGCAAGAAGUAAUUUUUGGUGGCCGGGCCUUGAUCUGGAAAUCGAGAGUUUUGUGAAAAACUGUUCAAGCUGUUUAUUGCAUAGCACAUCACCGCCCAAAGCUGAACUUAUUCCUUGGAAACCACCCAAUAAAGUUUGGAACAGAAUCCACGUUGAUUUCGCAGGGCCAGUGAAGGGUUUCUUUUACCUGAUAAUUAUGGAUGCUUUGUCGAAAUGGGUUGAAGUAUUCCCUACCAAAACUUGCAACGCACAAUUUGUUCUAGACAAGCUGUCUGAAUGUAUAGCUCGGUUUGGAAUAUUUGAUGAGUUGGUGAGUGACAAUGGAACACAGUUUAUUGCAACGGAGGUACGGAGAUUUUUGUCUGCCAAUGGUAUUCGUCAUAGUUUGACCAGCCCAGGCCAUCCUGCUACGAACGGCGCGGCAGAAAAUAUGGUAAAAACAUUUAAAUCAUCCCUUUUGAAAAACUUGGACGAGCAGAAUAAAAGUGUUUGCAGUAUCAUUGCCAAUUUUGUAAUGGGUUAUAGAAAAGCAGUGCACUGUUCAACUGGUAUGUCGCCAGCGCUCCUAAUGCUUGGAAAGGAUAUAAAAAGCUCAUUAGAAUCGAUGAAUCCAAGGUAUACUGCAACAGACAACGUAUCCAGCGAAGAAAAAACGGCCCAAAAAAUAUACUAGACAAACAGCAAUCACAGAUAAAAUACUACGGCGGUAUAAGAAAUGAAGUAUUUCAUCCAGGUGAUAGGGUGGUAGUACGUGAUUAUAGUAACCCAAACAAAGCUUCUUGGGUGACUGCUGUUAUUCGUGAGGUUUUGGGAGAGCGUAACUAUCGUGUCCAGUUGAACUCUGGCAGAUUGAUCAAACGGCUUCUUAACCAAAUAAAAAAGAUACACGUGAACCCCAGAUUAACGAAGAAGCAGCAGUGGUAGUUGUCCCUCGAACACAGAUGAAGGUUACCGGUUCGGCUCCAGUGAAGCGAUCGACUAACAACACCGCGGCAGUGCAUGAAUUGCAAGCUAGCCAAGCACGUAAUGUGGACGAUAACGAUAGUCAGUCUUUCGUUACUAUAGAGGAUAUCACACAUGAUAUGAGCAGAUUAAGUUUGAACACCGAUGACAGCGCUGAGGCACCAGGUGAUCCAAUUUAUCAAUCUUCGCCCUUGAACAGGUCGGUAGACAGCGACAAGGGAUUAGUUGUGAGUGGGUUUACGCGAGGAUUCUGGAGACUAAGAGAUGCAAAGUAACCUUGUCAAAUUCUUUGUUAUUUCAGAUGCUUAUUGUUGAUGAGACGUUAGCGGCGUGAUGAAUUAUCUUAGUGUGAGGGUGUUAGAUAUGCGAUUUUUCUCAGUGUAAAAACUACCGCGUACAGAACGAUCAUCGUUGACCUUCAUGAGAGUACGAACGACGCCAGGCGAUUGAUGUAUUUACAA